Molecule: messenger RNA, 489 nt
Organism: Striga hermonthica
Lineage: Eukaryota; Viridiplantae; Streptophyta; Magnoliopsida; Lamiales; Orobanchaceae
Source: the annotation of a GenBank genome assembly
AUGGCUGGUGAUCAGCAGCUAAAACCAGUUGCAGGGCUCCUUCUGUUCCUCAACUUUUGCAUGUAUGUCAUAGUUUUGGGCAUUGGUGGUUGGGCUUUGAACAGAGCUAUUGAUCAUGGCUUCAUUAUAGGCCCUGGAUUGGACUUGCCGGCACACUUUUCGCCGAUAGAUUUUCCGAUGGGUAAUGCAGCCACCGGAUUCUUCGUUUUGUUUGCAAUGAUUGCUAGUGUGGUUGGGGUGGCCUCGGCAAUUUCGGGUCUGAACCUUAUGCGUUAUUGGGAUGCCGAUAGCAUGUCGGCUGCCGCCACUGCAGCCACCAUUGCCUGGACUCUUACACUUCUUGCCAUGGGGUUUGCUUGCAAAGAGAUUGAGCUGCAUAUCAGGAAUGCCAGCUUGAGAACAAUGGAGGCCUUUAUGAUUAUACUUUCGGCUACUCAGCUCUUUUACAUAGCAGCCAUCCAUGGAGCUGCUUCCAGGAGGAGAACUUGA